Molecule: messenger RNA, 2740 nt
Organism: Halichondria panicea
Lineage: Eukaryota; Metazoa; Porifera; Demospongiae; Suberitida; Halichondriidae
Product: DNA excision repair protein ERCC-5 homolog
Exons: 11
Coding region: 105-2663 (852 amino acids)
Biological process (GO): nucleotide-excision repair
Cellular component (GO): nucleus
Molecular function (GO): DNA endonuclease activity; single-stranded DNA binding
Source: RefSeq, a predicted model, not a curated record
GCAGCAUCAAUCUUUACCACAUGGUUUAGGUGUGGAUGCUAUACCUAGUACCUGGUGGAUGGAGUAGAUCUAGAUCUAUGCAUCCCUGUACUGUAUGCUAAAGGAUGGGAGUAAAAGAUCUGUGGAAGCUGUUGGAGCCAGCUGGUAAACCAGUGGAUCUGGACUCUCUUCAAGGAGUGGUCCUAGCAGUAGAUGUGAGUAUCUGGUUGAACCAGGCUGUAAAGGGGAUGCGGGAUCGUCAUGGCGAUCCGUUACCCCAGGCCCACCUGGUAGUGUUGUUCCAUCGAGUAUGCAAGCUCUUGCACUACAAGAUCAAGCCAGUGUUUGUGUUUGAUGGAGCUACUCCAACUCUCAAGAAACACACCAUAGCUGAGCGCUCUCGGAGACGCGUGCGCGCCAGUCAACGCUCAGUGAAGGCCAUGGACCAACAAGUGUCCAAGUUCCUUCAGAGCAAAAUCUUGGAGCGGAUGUAUGGAGAGAGGGGUGGUCCCACUCCUCCGGUGACCACCAGUGAUACUCCAGACAUGUACCAACUACCACCACUACCAGACAACAACACUCUGACAAAGAGUCCUGAGCCAAGUUCCUCUCCCACUUCCCCCUCUGUCCACACUGACCACACCCACCAAGUUACUGACCAAGUGACGGGCCUGGACAUUCAUUCAGAGGACUUCAACUCCCUCCCUCCAGAGGUACAACAUGAGCUACUGCUGGAGAGAAAGGAGCUGGAGACUCACACUCAUCACAGCCCUCACACCCUACCACAAGCAGCCAGUGACUUCUCCAGCUACCAGCUCUCCAACCUAAUAACCCAAAGUCGCACUACUAGGAGACUGGAAGAAGUACGACAGGUACUCAAGUCCAACGAGACGGCAGUCAUGGGUCUUAGCGAUGAGUCUCGUGUCCAGGAAGUAGAGACAAGUAGGAUUAUCUCCAGCGAAGAUGCUCACUACAUACUGGUGAAGGGGCGUGGCAUUAACAGUCAGUCUGAGGACGAGGCCGAGGAAGGUUGGCAAGAAAGAGAAAAUGAUCGAGGCAAGAAAGAGGAGAAAAAAGAGUAUUGGUCAAUGGAUAAUUCUAGUGAAGUUAAUGGUGUGGAAACGGAUGAAGUGAAGGAACACGUUGAUUUGCUUUCUGAAAAGAGCACUGCUGCAAAUUUUGAUCGAAUUGUUGACAGCCCCAAGACAAUAGAAGAUACUAAUGAAUACAUCAGUGUCAGCCAACCUGAAGCAAUGGCCACGGCACUAGUAUCAUGUGACAAUGACCCAGUAGUGGUUACUAUCUCAGACUCAAAUUCAUCCUCUCCAGAACCAAGACAUUUUAUUUGUAUUGAAGCACCAAUUGAGCGGGACAAAACAACAUCACCUGUCGAUCACAAGACCCCAGAUAUAUCUGUAUCAGCAGCAUUGCUACAGCCUCCACCUGCACUAGUCACUACUGCAACCGUGCAAUCCCCCAAACAAGUCUCACUAGCUUCACGAUCUCUGAGCAAGACACAGGCUAUUAUCCUAACCCAUCCCCAUCAUGUAGUAUUACCCUCGCAACUGAACACAACACAAGAGUCAUCAGCAACAAUAUCACCAGAUGUCGGACCGGUAUCUCCACAAGAAUCAGAUAACCUAGACAGUGACUGGGACGAGGAUCUUCUCUUACUUUCCCCUGAGGCGGCCCAGGAUCGACUGAGGGAGGAGGUCAAGGAGCUGGGGAGAGAGAGGAGUAGACAGAGCAGAGCAGCAGCAGCUGUCUCCAACACCAUGUACAAGGAGGCACAGGAGUUGUUCCGAUUGUUUGGCCUCCCUUACCUAGUGGCCCCGGGAGAAGCCGAGGCUCAGUGUGCCUACCUGGAGUGUAGUAGUCAGGUUGAAGGGAUACUCACCGACGACAACGAUGUCCUACUGUUUGGGGGGAAGAGGGUCUAUCGAGGGUUCUUCUCACAGGACAGAGAGCCAGAGGUCUACAGCUCCUCUGAUAUUCAGGAAAAACUGGGUCUCUCUCGUGGCCAGCUUGUUGUGCUUGGCUACCUCCUCGGGUGUGACUACACUGCUGGUCUGGAGGGGGUAGGUAUUGUGUCAGCCAUGGAGCUGCUCAGAGACUUCCCUGGAGACAGACUCGAGCCACUGGAGAAAAUAAGAGACUGGCACAGUGAUGCUCUAGUGAAGCCAGCGAUGCUUAAGCAAGCAAGUGGAGUCUUGAAAAAAUUAAGUCAGUCUCACCUCCCCACCACCUUCCCAGAGCCAGCCGUAUACCAGGCCUACUUUGCACCAAACAUUGACUGUUCUACUGAAGAAUUUGAGUGGGGAAAGCCAGACCUGGACCUCCUCAGGAAGUUUGCCCGUGACAAGAUAAACUGGGAUCAAGCCAAAGUGGACUCCCUCCUUCUCCCAUUGUUGAAGAGGCUCAACUCCGAACAGAAAUCCAUCUCACAAUUUUUGAGUCGACCAUUGGCACACCAGGAGAGAAAAGGCAUCAAAAGCAAGAGGAUUAGAAAUGUUGUUGCCUGUCUCACACGCAAAGAACCAUCCCCUGGGUCUGAGAGAGAGUGCAGUUCAUCACCUACACAGCCGACAAAGAAACCUCGAGUCACUCGCAAGAGAAAAUCUACCACAAAGCAAGCUUCAAAGACAUCGACGACUAUCUCUGCUAGCAGUAGUGAUAGCGACUAAUACAUGAUAUCGACUAAUUUAUUGUCAUGUUUUUGUACCCAAAUUGACACAAAGAAAUUAUUACAUCAAUUGAAGAA